This is a messenger RNA of Microbotryum saponariae, 3895 nucleotides long. NCBI's taxonomy places the organism in Eukaryota, Fungi, Basidiomycota, Microbotryomycetes, Microbotryales, Microbotryaceae. The record is from the annotation of a GenBank genome assembly.
AUGGGCGUCGAUCACCAACAGCUGUUCUAUCAGCUCCGGUCGACCUCGACUCCGCUGAGCGACAAGCUGCAGCUCAUCAACUCGACUCUGGCUUCGUCCUCCUCCUCGUCCUCGUCGGCUUCCUCGACAGCUCUCGGUCAAUUGCUCCGGGAUUGGAUCGUCGAACUCUUCCUUCGAUCCAAGCACGUCGACCAGACGAUCUUGUCGCCGCAGUGGUGGCAGCUGCUCGACUCGCUCUCGACGGGCACCUCCACCAGCUCGUCCUUGUCGCUGCCCGCCGCACCGACGUUGCCCAUCCUCACCAGCUUUCUCACGCACUAUCCCUCCGCGAAGAAUCUUCCAAGCGAUCAAGCCGUCGAGCUCGUGUCCCAUGUCGCCGCCGUGUGGAGUCAUUGGUCCACCUCGGCCCUGCGCAAGGCCAACAUUGACCAAGCGCUCGAUUCCUACUCGACGCUCCUCAACUCGUCCAUCCAAGUGCUUCAGCGAGCUGCACCCGACACCGAACCAUGGCAGCAACUCGGAUUAAUCCAUAUUCAAUCCUUGAACCUCAUCAUCGAUUCGGCCGGCAAAGGAAGUAAAAAGGUGCGCGAGACUCCCCUUCGACCAUGCGAGUCAAAAUCUUCUGUUCUCGGGAGAUGUCAACUCACAAACCUCUUUUUGCUCCCUCACACAGGUCGCUUCUCACGCCCUGUCUUCGCUUUCAUCCUUCCUCCCCACGAUCCAACUCCUCCGCUCUUCCUCCCCGCUCCACCAAGCCCUCCUCCGCACUCUCCAAUCGUCCCUGUUCAACGUCGAGAAUCUACGCAAAGGGCUCGCGCGAGAAUCCUACCAUGCCAAUUUGUCCUCGAGUGGAUCGACCGUCAAUGGCGCUACCGCAACGGGAGGCGCGGCGUCCUUGAUCUACGAUGAGAAUGGGAAUAGGACGGAGAGUGCGGCGGGAGAGUUGCUCGCGGUCUUGAAGGGAAUGUAUGAUGGAGUUGGACCGGAGGCGCAGGUGAAGAAGAAGAAUGGUCAGCUUGCUUUGCUAUGUGUAUCGAAACGCAUGGUCCGUACUAACCACUUCGAUCGGUCACACAGUUCUCGAGAUUAUCCCCGUUCUUACACGACUCUACUUUGACGCUCUUGCAACCCAUGCCUCGGUCUUGUUCCCGCUGCCCUCCUCCCAAGCGAACCACUUUGCGACCCCCUCGGCCGCCCGCUCGGCCUUCGAACUCCACUCCUUGACAAAAAGACGUCACCUCGCCGCGACUUGGACACGAGGCGUCUGUCUCAAUCUACUUCAAUGGAUUCAUGGGACCAAUAACGUGGGAUCGGAGCUAGAUCACCUCAAGACGAAAUGUCUAUCUGACGUCCUAACUGUGAUCGAAACGCAGGAUCUGCAUCGGGAUGGGAAAGAGGAAGGAUGGGAGGGGUGUUUGGAAAUGAUUGUCUUGGGUGCGACGAAUCGGCUUGACGAUGAUACCAGCUUCGAGGUGUUGAGUUUGGUCACGAGGAUGGACUUCGAUGCCGUUAGUCCCAAACUCGAGGAAGGGCUCAAGUACCUCUCCACGACGUCGAUCUCGACGAAUCAAGACCACCGAGGAAAACAGGGAUGGCUUCGCACCUUGCUCUCGCAUUACACAAAGUCGUUCACGCUCUUACCGUUCCUGCAUCACAUUUCGCAAGCGAUCGGGUCCGAAGCGUCGCACAAUGGAUGCAUCAACAACUACCUGACGAGGAUCGAGUUUUUGGACGCGUUAAGGAAGAGAUUGGGUGGGAUCGUUCCUGGAUUAGGUGUCAAGGAUGCGUUCGAGCAAUUGAGUCAAGGAAUACGAGCCGCUCUUGAGGAGGCAGAAACGGCUCAACCCGUUGAAGCGGUGGAAGUGGAACAGGAGGGGAGGACCAAGAAACGACGCAAGGUCUCUUCAUCAUCGGCCAUUCCUCUCGAGUCGAACACAGCUCGAGCGAGCUCGAGCACCGCGGCUCUCAUCGGCCGUUCGAGGAUAUUGACACUCUUCAUCCAGGCUCUUCCAACCCCUCUACCACUCGAACACUUUGGAGUGUUCAACAAGGACGCCUUGGAACCGUUCCUCAAGACCUUUCUCGGAUCGAAGCAUGCUAGUCGGGAACAGGUCGUUGCGGGUGUAGAGAUGCUUCGAGUGAGGGAAGCGAUGCUCGAACGAAUGCGAUUCGAAGGUAUUGUCGAACCGGAGGCGGAAUGGGCGUUGGACAAAGCGGUCAAUAAACGCCUGGUCAAAUUGGUCCAGGAUGACGAGGAGGGGUUCGUCGUGGUUGAGGUCGCGCGGACGUUGUUGCAAGGGUUCGAGAAGGGAGCUGACAAGGCGACGGCAGAGCAAGUCAUCGACAUCAUUUCGAGUAGAUGUGCUCCGGGAUCGACGGACGGACGAGCGUGGGAUGGCUACCUUCGACGGAUGGAUCUGGGCCAAUUGCCAACCGCAUUGUGGGAACUCGUAACGCGGCGGCAUUUGGCGCUAUUCGAACGCCUGGGAUCCGAGACAUCUCUCUGGUCCAUUGCCGAAAGAAUUGUGUCCAAUAUCACCACGGAACACGUCAAAGACGAGGAUCUGACGAUCAAGUCCAUCACUCGGCGACUCCUUCGCCGCGCGGAUCUCUACGAACUUCCUCGCCUACGCCAACAAUUUCACCUCGCGUUAUCGGCCAUAACCUCGGUAGAAAACUUACAAGCACCUUCGACAGUCCUUAAAGCUCUCUCGGCCUCCAAAGUACCCAAGUCACUCGGAUCGAUCAAGCCUAGGAAAUUAGUCGAGGUCAUCGGCUUGUUCGGUUCGAUCGGCUCGAUGCUCCCGAUGCAAUACCUGGGCAAGUCGCUGCGCAACGAAUUGGUCGAACGAGCUUUCGGACUGGAUCUUUGGAUUGGAGGUGGGAAGAGUGGUGUCGAGGGAGAACUUGUUGAGGGCUUGCAGAUAGGUCUGCGGAAGUUCGUGAUACUUGUCAUGGAUGGAGGUUCCAUCUCGGUGAGUUUCAAUCUCUGCGCGGUGGCUUCCAGCUUGGGCUACUGAUACGAACCCUAAUCUUGGCAAACGCAGCCGCCCUCGGUCGCUGUCAUCUCUCGUCUCGUCUCAAGUGCCGACCUUGAAGCCUCGAGCGAAUACCUCACCACCAUCAACGACCUCUACCGCAAAUUGGCACAGUCCGCCAUUGUAUCUUUCAAAGAAACGUCAUCACCAGCUCGCCUGAUCGAAAUGGUGGCCGCAUUCGAGAAGCCUCUUAGCGGUCUUUCAAAUCGUUUCCGGCGAGGAGCGGCUCAAUUCAUGACUGAGGAGAAGGCUUAUACGACACUUUUGGACGUCUUGGUGGUCGAGGGCUUGGGUCGCGCCGAGGGGUGAGUUUGCUGCUCGGCUCUCAACCGCUGUAUUUUCGGCGCUGCUGACGCAAUAGGUUAUGACGCAUAGACUACCCGAGGACCUUCGAACAGCAAUCGCCUCUUCAGUUCAAGCUGUCACAAAUCCUUUUGGCAAGACACUCAAGACUGCGACUCAACAAGUCGUUUCCGAGCCCAAGACGGUCUUUACUCUGGCGGAUUUGAUCAACUCGUGUUGCUCCAUUUGGCGCGCCAAGGACUGGCUUGCAAAUGAUGCCUCAGAGUGCGACGAAGUCGAUACGUACGCAGCAUUCGCACAAGCUACACUUGGAACAACAGUCUCCCACAUUGUUUCGGGACAAGCGAACACUAUGGCGGCCGAGUCGGACAUCGCUGCAACUUGUCUCGCGAUCGCCGAGCUGCUCGCUUUCCGAAUCGGUCGGACGAGGACCAUGUCGAAGGAUCUCAAGGUGUCUUCAGCGGCUUUUGAGACACUCGUUGCGUGCCAUCUGGCCUUCUAUGAGCAUGUCUCGAGUAUAUCAUCCAUCACCUCGGCUCUAGACGCCAGCCUGA